AUGAUUGACUGAUGAUUGGUGUCCAUCUAGCUAUUUGCCUUACUGUCUUGACUAACAAAAGCCCAUAACACAGUAGCUGGGCUGUAUGCACUGCCCGUCAGUGCUACAUCAUGAGACCCUACAGUGCAGCUCUCCUACUCUGCAGCCUCUUCUCUGCAGUGUUUGCAGAUGCAUUAGACGAAUACACCAAGACAGAAGGGGCAUGGAUCUUGCCUCUCACUAAUAAAAAAUAUACAGAAGCCACAGUUCUUCAAUGCGCUGCCUAUUGCGACAAGGAAUUAACUUUCACCUGCAGGUCUUUUGUAUAUACUGAGAAGGAUCAAGAAUGUGUGACUACGUCAGCAAACUCGAAAACAGAGACAAUGUUGAGGAGGAUGGGCACGGUCUUGUACGAAAAGAAGGAAUUUUUACGUGAGUGCAAGGAUGGCACUGGAACGGACUACAGAGGGAUAAAAUCCAAAACACAGACAGGGAAGAUUUGCCAGGAAUGGGGGUCCACCUUCCCACAUAAACCCAAAUUCACGGCGGAAACGCACCCCUCCGCCGGUCUGGAGUCCAACUUCUGCCGGAACCCUGAUGGGGACAGCUCGGGGCCCUGGUGUUACACAACCGAUUUAACCACAAGAUGGGAAAACUGCGGCAUCCCUGACUGCAGCGAGGAAUGCAUACACUGCAGUGGAGAGGACUACAGAGGCAAAGUCUCCAAAACAGAGAGCGGCUUCACCUGCCAGCGCUGGGACUCCCAAAAACCACACACUCACGGUUACCUCCCUCAAGUCCUCCCUGACAAGUACCUGGAGGAGAACUUCUGCAGGAAUCCGGACGGAGAGCCCAGGCCAUGGUGUUUCACCACCAGUCCCACCAAGCGUUGGGACUUUUGCUCCAUUCCCCGCUGUGCCUCUGAACCUCCCACGAUUGUGGAGGAGCUGACCUGCGCCACCGGGGACGGCAGUGCCUACCGGGGCAUUGUCGCUGUGACGGAGACGGGGAAAACCUGCCAGGUCUGGGCAUCGCAGGAGCCGCACAAACAUUCCAGGACUCCAGAGAACUACCCGUGCAAGGGGCUCACAUUGAAUUACUGUAGAAAUCCUGACAACGAGAGGAUGCCUUGGUGCUACACGACAGACUCCGGCACUCGAUGGGAGUACUGCAAGGUGCCAACCUGUGGAAAUGAACCUGGGCCGGACGAGCCCGUCAGUGGUCCAAUGGUGGACUGCUAUGAGGACAAUGGCCAGUCUUACCGUGGCCUCACGACGGAGACCGUCAGCGGGAAAAAGUGCCAGGCCUGGAGCUCCAUGGUGCCACACAGUCACCAAAAGACCCCGAAGAACUUCCCAGACGCAGACCUGAGGAGGAAUUUGUGCCGGAACCCUGACGGCGACCGCGCUCCUUGGUGUUACACUACUGACCCCUCUGUCCGGUGGGAGUACUGCAAGGUGGACCGGUGUGUGACGAAGCCCGUUGCGCCUGAGGUCCAGUCCGACCCCGUGCCCAAACCGACCCAAGGCUCAUCAGCCCCUGAUGCCAAAGAUUGCAAGACCGGCAACGGAGCCGAUUACCGAGGCCCCACGUCCAUGACGGCGCUGGGCGUGACCUGCCAGGCUUGGAGUGCCAUGACCCCCCAUCACCACAGCAGCUUCACCCCCAUGACACACCCGUCCAAGGGCCUGGAGUCCAACCAAUGCCGAAACCCUGACGGCGAUGGGAACGGACCGUGGUGCUACACAACGGACCCAAACAAGAAGUGGGACUACUGCCAAAUCCCAGACUGCUCCGGUAUGGAGUGUGGACAGCCCAAGGUGAAGCCUCGGAAGUGCUUUGGCCGAAUCGUCGGAGGAUGCGAAUCCAAACCCCAUUCCUGGCCUUGGCAAAUCAGCCUCCGCACCAGGUUUCACCAGCACUUCUGUGGAGGGACACUGAUCAAGCCACAGUGGGUUGUGACUGCUGCGCAUUGCCUGGAGAAAUCAAGUAGUCCAUCUGCCUACAAGGUGUAUCUUGGAAUCCACACAGAGAAAGCUGAUGAGACAACCAAGCAAGUGCGAGAUGUCCAAAAGUUGAUCCUGGGACUCAACAAAGCUGAUAUUGCACUCCUCAAACUAGACAGACCUGCCAUCAUAAACGACAUGGUGCUGCCUGCCUGCUUGCCUAAGAAGGACUACAUUGUGCCAAGUGGAGCAGAGUGCCAUGUGACUGGAUGGGGUGAAACCAAAGGCACUGGGGCAGAGGGUUUGCUGAAGGAAACCGGUUUCCCCGUCAUCGAAAACAAGGUGUGCAACCGCGCCGCGUACCUGGCCGGCAGAGUGAAGGAUCACGAGAUGUGCGCGGGAAACAUCGAGGGCGGCACAGACAGCUGCCAGGGUGACAGCGGCGGCCCUCUCGUGUGUUAUUCGGACAACACCUUCGUCUUACAGGGAGUGACGUCCUGGGGUCUGGGCUGCGCCAACGCCAUGAAGCCUGGGGUGUACACCAGAGUCUCCAAAUUUGUGGACUGGAUAGAUCUACAGAUCAGGAUUAAUCCAUAACUGUGUCAAUCCCAUAUCAGUGAUCUUUGAAUAAAAUGCAUAAAAGAAAUUAUGAAUACAUAUGGAAAACCUUGGAAGCUGCUUCAUUGAACCUCAUAAUACUGCACAUCCUUUAGGUUUAAUCUAUUCAAGCUGCUGAAUAAAAUUAAAUAAUUGAUCCAACGCUGUUGGGUUGACAUUGAAAAA
Anguilla rostrata (American eel) is the source of this 2708-nucleotide messenger RNA. RefSeq names its product plasminogen (gene plg). The transcript has 19 exons. Gene Ontology annotation, biological process: proteolysis. The coding region runs from base 111 to 2522 and encodes 803 amino acids. NCBI's taxonomy places the organism in Eukaryota, Metazoa, Chordata, Actinopteri, Anguilliformes, Anguillidae. Gene Ontology annotation, molecular function: signaling receptor binding; serine-type endopeptidase activity. The record is from RefSeq and is a predicted model, not a curated record.